CUGGCGGCGGCAAGAUGGCGGACGACCUGGACCGGCUGCUGGACGAAGUGGAGAGGCGGCUCUGCCGCCUGCCGGGACAGGGGGCGGCGGGCGGCCGCCGGGACGGCGACGGCGAGGAGGAGGGGUCGAAGGAGGGCAGAUCAGCUAAACUGUUAAUGAGUGCUGGCAGCAGUGAAGAAGAUCUGGAUGACAUUAUUGAUGAAAUCUGUAAUGACAGCAGCCUUAUCAAAACACCUCUGAAACUGAAGUCUAACUCUGGAGGUCUCACAGCUGAAAGCUCUGGUGCUGUUGUACAGGCUCCUAGGAAAAGAUGCUGUCCAGUGUACCUGGGUGGAAGUGCUUCACCAUCUGGCAUAGGAACAAACACUUCCAGAAGAGCUUGUGACCAGCUACGUUGUACUGCUUGCGACUUCCGAGUGUCGCUCUUCAACGACUACAUCUGGGAUCAGUCCUGUGAUUACCUUUUCUUCAGGAACAACAUGCCUGAGCUCAGUAAACUCAGAGCCAAGAUGAUAAAGAAGAAAGGAGCAAGAGCUUAUGCUUGUCAGUGCAGCUGGAGAUCCAUUGAUGAGCUGACUGACCUCCAAACAGAGCAGCAGCUGCGGUGGGUGUGUGGCAAACAUGCAGAAUGAAGUCCUCCUCUCUGUGCUACCUGCUUGUGUGGAAAACAGGUCAUAAACUCCAUCUGCUCCCUGGGAACAGAUGGAAACCUGAAUGCUUAGAUCUAGAAAUAGAUUCUAACACCCAAGCCUCAACCUGAAGGCUUCUCAUACAAUCUAACUGCCUUGCAAGCAAUGUGGGGAGUGGAAUUCUCAGAAGCAGCAAUGAAUUUGGAGGCUUUCUGGAAGCUAAAUGAAGUUAAAGCUCACAUUCAAUAGUGUUAAAGAGAAGAUGAGGAAAUCAACAGAUAUAGGCAUGGGGCAAAGCACCCUGAGACACUUCCUUACAGCUAGUAGAGCCUCAUUUCCUGUGUCAACAGAAUCUGGGGCUCUGGCACAGGACCUGGCUCAUGACCUGGCUCAUAGGCAUGGAAAUUAACACUGCUGAUCUGCUUUGCUCAUAGCUAUUCAUGAGCAAGUGGUUAUAGAUCUCUUAAAAUCUGCUACAAGAUGAGCUCUCACCUCAAAGGCUUGAGCACACCCCAAACCUUUACUUUCUUUUGCCUGCCAGCAGCCACUAACUGCAGGUGCUGGAAAUGUCUUUCUAGUUCCUACUGCUUCCUUCAGAGCACUUUCUGCUGACUAAAGACUUUCAGCACAGUUAAUUUUUUGGACUUCCCUUCAGCCUUCACUGCAAGAGGUGCACAAGUUAUGGUGCAGUCAUGGAACACUACCCAAUUGUAAAGAGAUUCUGAGGGGUAUGUGAUGACUAGCAAGCUUUUGAAGGGCACAAAGGCUCCAGAUUUGAAGAGUGAGGAAAUAAAUCUCCCCACUGGCAUUCAGAUUUGGAGGCUUUUCUGUUUCACUAAGCUUUCACUUCAUCUUCACUUCAAAACACUACCUAUUCAGAAAGUGCAACUGUCCUGUUUCAACACACUCCCUUCCCCCAGUCACAUUGUAAAACUCCUUCCAGGAUCCUGUUACUUGGUGAAUUGUCUUGAUCACCCUUAAAGUGUCACUGCAGUUCCUGAGCUUUUUCUUCUCAGAUAUAAAGAACACAGGAGAUGGCUUUGGGCAGGCAGAGAGGAAGGAAAGGAUUACCUGGCAAUUACUACAUUGGAAAGUGUCUCAGAAUGGGAAGUCUGUCAGUAUUUUUGUUAUCUGGUACUGCACAGAUAAAUUCAUAGGCUCAUAGAAUGGCUCAGGUUGGAAGGGACCUCAGAGAUCAUCUCCUCCAACCUCCCUGCCAUGGGCAGGGACACCUCCCAGCUAGACUCAGCUACUCAAAGCCUCAUCUGGACUGGGCCCAGGGUGCAGGCAUCCACAACCUCCCUGAGCAGCCUACUCUAGGGUCUCACCACCCUUGCACUGAAGUUCCUAAGUUCUUCCUAAGCUCCAGUCUCACCCUGCUCUGCCUCAGCUUCAAACCAUUCCCCCUUGUCCUGUCUCUGGACACCCUUAUGAAAAGUCCCUCUGCAGCCUUCCUGCAGAAUCGCUUCAGCUAUUGGAAGGCAGCUCAUAGGGCCCCCAGAGUCUUCUCCAGGCUGAACACCCCCAGCUCCCUCAGCCUAUCUCCA
Dryobates pubescens (Downy woodpecker) is the source of this 2176-nucleotide messenger RNA. It is a transcript of the gene CFAP418, whose product is annotated as cilia and flagella associated protein 418. Gene Ontology annotation, cellular component: cytosol. Bases 15 to 632 code for a protein of 205 amino acids. The record is from RefSeq and is a predicted model, not a curated record. The transcript has 6 exons. NCBI's taxonomy places the organism in Eukaryota, Metazoa, Chordata, Aves, Piciformes, Picidae.